AUGCAGUUUUGUGCUUCUAUCGCUCAAUUCCUCACGUCGGUUUCAUUCCUUGUACUACUACUAGCGACGGUGGGCUCUUCUUCUUCCUUUGCAUCGAACUCUCACCUCGUUUGUCAACCUCAAGAGCAACAGCUUGCAAACCCUAGACGACACGUUGAUUUCCUCCGAGCAAUGUCUUUCGUCGACGAACACAUAACCGCGAACAAGCUCUGGAUCGAUUCCUCCUUCACCGAUGUAUCUCCACCCAUCUACAUGUUUCUACAGUGCCGCCAAGACCUCUCCGUCUCCGAUUGCCGCCGCUGCUUCAACGAGAGCAAAUCCGAGCUCGAGAGAACGUGUUUGAGCUCGGAAUCGAACUCAAUCUUCGGUCGAAUCCACAGCGAUAACUGCUUCUUACGAUUCGACUCCCGAGAUUUCUCUGAGGAAUUCGUCGAUCCCAGAUUCGAUCGAGCUGAAUGCGAGGAUACAGGGUCACGACUUGGGAGCUCCUCGAGAGAUCUCGACGAGGCUUUUGUCAUCGUAACCCUGAAAUCUGUGAGAAAUGGAGGAUUCGGCGCAGCUUCCGUGAGUAGAGCCGGUGGAAACCCGGCGGUGUACGCUCUGUCUCAGUGUUGGCAAACACUUGAUGAAGACUCUUGCCGAGACUGUUUGGUACAUGCUAGAUCGAGGUUGAGAGCUUGUGACGGCAAUGAAGCUAGAGCUUUCUUCACUGGGUGUUACCUGAAGUAUUCUACGCACAAGUUUUUUGAUGAUGCUGCAGAACGUGAACACGACGAUGAUCAAAUAAACUUUCUACAGUCAUCGUUUUUCCCAGAUUUGAGUGAUAAAGAUAUUACGAGAAUAGCAAUUGCUGCGAUUUCGUUGUCCAUUCUUGCUUCUCUUGGUGCCUUCAUCAGUUACAGACGGGUUUCAAGGAAAAGAAAAGCUCAAAUUCCACCGUGUUCGAAUUUCAAAUACGAGGUGCUUGAGAAGGCGACCGAGUCUUUCAAUGACUCGAUGAAGCUAGGCCAAGGAGGAGCUGGUUCUGUAUACAAAGGCAUUCUUCCAGAUGGCAGAGUCGUUGCAGUGAAAAAGCUCUUCUUCAACACACGGGAGUGGGCGGAUCAGUUCUUCAACGAAGUGAAUUUGAUCAGCGGUGUUCAACACAAGAACCUUGUGAGGCUGCUUGGUUGCAGCAUCGAAGGUCCAAAAAGCCUUCUUGUCUAUGAAUAUGUUCAUAACAGAAGCCUCGAUCAAAUCCUUUUCAUGAAGAAUACAGUCCAUAUAUUGAGCUGGAAGCAACGGUUUAACAUCAUCAUAGGAAUAUCAGAAGGUCUAGAAUACCUUCACAAAGGAUCUGAAGUGAAAAUCAUCCAUAGAGACAUCAAAACCAGCAACAUUCUCCUUGAUCAGAACCUGAGUCCCAAAAUAGCAGACUUUGGACUCGUGCGUUCCAUGGGCAAUGACAAAACGCAGACCAAUACUGGAAUUGCUGGAACACUCGGUUAUUUGGCUCCGGAAUAUCUGAUCAAAGGCCAACUAACAGAGAAAGCUGACGUUUACGCAUUUGGAGUUCUUAUUAUCGAGAUAGCAGCUGGGAAGAAGAACAAUGCAUUCACGCAAGGAACUAACUCAAUUUUAUACUCUGUAUGGCAACAUUUUAAAGCGAAAACUCUGAGUCGAUCGGUGGAUCCUCGAUUAAAAGGGAAGUUCACAGAGGAAGAGGCCUUGAAGGUUCUCCAAAUCGGAUUGUUGUGUGUUCAGUCUUCGGUAGAACUGAGACCGUCCAUGUCAGAGAUAGUCUCCAUGUUGAAGAACAAAGAUUGUAAAUUUGAUUGUCCAAAACAGCCUCCGUUCCUGAGUGCCAGUGUUCUAUUGCAAGAUGAGGAGGCUAGAGUCUGA
Messenger RNA from Microthlaspi erraticum, 1881 nucleotides. The record is from the annotation of a GenBank genome assembly. NCBI's taxonomy places the organism in Eukaryota, Viridiplantae, Streptophyta, Magnoliopsida, Brassicales, Brassicaceae.